This is a messenger RNA of Poecilia reticulata (guppy), 5357 nucleotides long. RefSeq names its product leucine-rich repeat and fibronectin type III domain-containing protein 1-like protein. Gene Ontology annotation, molecular function: protein binding. The record is from RefSeq and is a predicted model, not a curated record. Lineage: Eukaryota; Metazoa; Chordata; Actinopteri; Cyprinodontiformes; Poeciliidae.
GGAGAGGGAGAGGGAGAGACCUGAGAAGGAGCUGGUGGGCGUAGCGCCUCCCGGGACAAACCGCCGCACAGUGUGAAAGUAACUGCAGGAAGAGGGACGCGUCGUUGGAGCGGAUUUUUUUUGUUUUAACGUAAUAGGGGACGGAGGCUGUUUUCUGUCUUGAGCUUGCAGCGCUUUUUAAAGCUUGCCCACGCUGUUGGUGUCCGGCAUAUUUCCUUGGAGGAAGCAAUGCGGAGAGAGGAGAGAGGUCAAGACAAAGUCACUUCUGGCACUGAAAAGAGGUGAAAACCCGCUAAUAACGGAUUGAUUUUAUUUAAAAAGUGAACUCUUGCUUUCUAUAUAUAUAUAUUUUUAACACACAAGAUAAACCGUUUAGGACGCAAUAUCAGCCUCCAUCAUCCGGCUGGGAUUAUUGUUUUUUUUUUUUUUUUUUUCCUUAAAGGCAAAUGUGGAUCCAAAGCAUGCAAAGAUGAGUAAAAUGUGCAGUAGUGCCAGCUGAAUGGAGGCGCGCGGAGCAUCUUCCACGGAGAGCGGAUCGAAAAUCAGAGCGCACUGUGGUUUCUGAGCUCCGCUCAGCACCAUUCAGACACCGGAUUCCAGCAGUAUCAGCCCUCGGCAGUUGGGUGUUUUUUUUUUUUUUUUUUUUUUUUUUUUUUGUUUUUUUUUUUUUUGUUUUCGCUUCUGAUUAAUCGACCGUGUGGACAAAAACAACAACAACAAAAACAAAAAAAAACAGGAAAUAUCUCAGUAAAGAGUGGCCGUGCGCCGGUUUAACUGGAGCGUCACAUCCAUCUUUGCUUUCAUUCCUGUCCCAGCUGAUUUGUGAGCCGCUGUGGGUGAGAGCGGCUGCCACCGGGCGGUUUAGGGGUCUUUUUGGUGCAUGCUCAACGGGAACUAAACUGAAACGCCUUGUUCCCCCCCUCACCAUCCUCAAGGACCCCCGUUGCGCGGCGACAAACACGGAGAAAAGUGGAUAUGAUGGCUUAUUUGGCUUAAAGACGCGCGUGAGAUCAGGAGGAGGAUUAUUUAAGAGGCUCUUUUCUGAGGAGGGGUUUUCACCUGGCUUAUCAAGCGAAGAGAGAUUACACCGGGAGACGCACAGAUUUCAAUUCAACAAUACACCUUUGCAAUGAGAUGGAAAGGAGAUUUGCAUAAUGGAUGUGCAGCUGACAAAAGUGCAAGAACUGUCUGAUGCUAAUCGUGUCAAUGUGGACCAGUCUUCCGAGGAGUCAUUCUGAGACCUUGGUGAAACUUUACCUUGAAGAAUUGGGCAGUUCUGAAGGGCUUUGGAUCCAUUUUCCUCGGUACUUCCUCUUUUCUGUCCAUCUACCUGUCACUGUGACUGCAAUUUAUCUUCAUGUUGAGUCCUAAUCUAACACACCUUAUCAGAUAGAGUUGCCCUGUUUCCUGGGGAGGAUAAUGGAACGGCUGUGGUUCUCUUUUCUGUUGCUGGCAGCAGCAUGCAGAGGACAGUCGUGUCCAAAACGCUGCAUGUGCCAGAGCCUCUCUCCAUCACUCGCUAUCCUCUGCUCCAAAACAGGUCUGCUCUUUGUUCCCACUGCCAUCGAUCGACGCACAGUGGAGCUACGUCUUCAAGAAAACUUCAUCACAGCGGUCCGAAGAAAAGACUUUGCUAACAUGACCAGCUUGUUACAUCUGACGCUGUCCAGAAACACCAUAAGUCAGAUUCUUCCUUCAGCAUUCAGUGAUCUGCGGCGACUGAGAGCUCUCCAUCUGGACUCCAACAGGUUAACUGUGAUAAAGGACGACCAUUUCAAUGGUCUCACCAACCUUCGCCAUCUGAUAUUGGCCAAUAACCAGCUCCACUCCAUAUCUCCUCACGCCUUUGAUGACUUUGUGACUACUCUCGAAGAUCUAGACCUCAGUUACAACAACCUUGACCAGGUGCCGUGGGACACGAUUGGGCGUCUCACCAAUGUAAAUACCCUGAACAUGGAUCAUAACCUCAUAGAGAAUGUUCCCCAGGGAGUUUUUACCAAUCUACACAAACUGGCCAGGCUGGACAUGACUUCUAACAAGCUGAAGAAGAUUCCCCCAGAUCCGUUGUUCCUGAGAAUCCCAGUAUAUGCCAAGUCGAAAGGCUCCCCACUCUCUUCUCUUGUGUUGAGUUUUGGUGGAAACCCACUGCAUUGCAACUGUGAGCUUUUGUGGUUAAGGAGACUGACCAGAGAAGAUGACCUCGAGACGUGUGCCUCCCCUUCAGAUCUCAGCGCCAAAUACUUUUGGACAAUACCAGAAGAGGAAUUUAUUUGUGACCCACCAGUUUUGACUCGAAAGUCACCUCAUACUGUUGCUAUGGAAGGCCAGCCUGCAAGUCUAAAAUGUAAAGCAAAUGGAGACCCAGAGCCUGAGGUCCACUGGAUCAGCCCUGAAGGCCGACUUAUAUCCAAUGGCUCCAGAACUUUAGUUUUCCCCAAUGGAAGCCUGGAAAUCAACGUCACGUCCCUGAAGGAUUCAGGAAACUUCACGUGCAUCGCCUCAAAUGCUGCAGGUGAAUCCACAGGAAGGGUGGAGUUAGUCGUCACAGCAGUGCCUCAUCUUGCAAACAGCACGAGCCGCAGCCGAGAUCCUUCUUCUGAGCCGGCUCCCUCCGACAUCCUGACCUCCUCCAAAGUUGCAAUGCUUAACAACGAAACAAGAGGGGCUGACAGAAGGGUAUCAUUGGUGGAGCUCACAGGAAACUCUGCCCUCAUUAGAUGGAGCAGCCAAACUCCUACAUCCGGAGUGAGGAUGUUCCAGGUCCAGUACAACAGCUCCGGCGAUGACACGUUGGUUUACAGGAUGAUUCCGUCCACCACCAAUGAUUUUCUUGUCCGGGACCUUGCUGCAGGACGCAGCUACGAUCUCUGUGUCCUGGCUGUAUUUGAUGACAUCAUCACAUCGCUGACUGCAACUCGACCUUUGGGCUGCCUCUCAUUCACUACAGACACUGAGUUCAGUCAGUGUCAAGCACUUCAUAGCCACUUCUUGGGUGGCACUAUGAUCAUCAUCAUUGGAGGAAUUAUAGUUGCGUCUGUGCUGGUUUUCAUCAUUAUUUUAAUGAUCCGAUACAAGGUUUACAGUCAUCAAGGCACUGGCCAUGGGAAAGCAACCAUUGCAGGGACAGCGCCAAGGCCACAGAGCAACGGACAAGGAGGCAGCCAGGUUCAAGUCCUUCCUCACUCUGCCUCAAAGAUGACAGACAGUCAGGACGAACAGGUGCUGUUGCCAUCUAGAGCUAUGUCACCUAGCAACACUACGAAAGACACUGUGGCAUUGGUCGAGGAGGAGAGCAGCGAACAGUGCGUCAUGGCAAAGACGGACUCCUUAGCUAAUGAGGAGUUGCUCUCCCCAACCAAGACCCGCUUCUCUUCCAGGGUUUCCAUUGAGAUGAAAAUCAGACCACCAUCUGUCACCAAAGAUCCCUCAUCUCCCAUGGAACUAGCAGUAGCAGAUGGCAGAAGGCCUCACAGUGUCGAAUGGAGAAACUUUAAGAUCUGAAAGGUCUCUUGACCUCAGGAAGAUAUGGCGCCAACAUGACCCUCAAAGAAGCCCUGAAGUUGCUCUUCUGGCAGAUGUGGAAAAACAAACAUCACCAGACAGAAGAAGGUGGUGAAAACUCUCAAGACGAAAAGGCCCUGAAAGCCCAUCUCCCUGCAUCUCCUGUUUCCUGCAUCUAUUUCUUUCUUUCUAUGAAUAUCAUGAUGUUAUAGACCUUUGCAGUCCGAUUUGCUUUCAAGUGCUUUUACUAGUUAUCGCAUCUGGAUUGGACUACCAGUCAAGACGUGGUGAUGGUGGGAUCAUCAGAAUUACUUGUAAUCUAAGGGCAUUUUUCGAUCAGUAUCAGCGGGGAAAAGUGGAACGCUGAGGGGGAAAAAAAUCAGCUGAAAAACAACACCGGCCUAUGAUAAUUUUUAACAAUAAAGUGGAUAGAAAAUGUGAAGUAACAACCACUAUGAGGAGCAGCAUCAAUACAGACUGAGUGGAUGGUACAAAGACUCAGAAAAUAAAUUCAUCAUCAAUAAACAGAACAUGGAUUUAAUGGUAAUCACACACUGGCAGGCUGUACAUUUCAAGUCUGAUGUUUUAUACAAACACACCCUAACCUGACACAUGGGACAUAUGCAGAUGAUGACUCUGUGAGGCUCUAUUUUAUUAAUCAAUACUGAAUAACACAGUUCUGUUAAAUGUUGAUAAACUAAGCUGUUCCACUGGCUGCUGAGCUGGAAGUGGAUCUGCACCGUGACUGGGCCACGCUAUCUCCUAAUUAGAAUCCAACCUCUGGAAAUGACAAGGUGGGCAGAAAAAACAAACUGAUCAAGACUCCUGUGGAGAGCACGGGACAAAUCUGGACACACUGGAGCCUACUCUGGAAAUCUAUGUUGAAUCAAUAAGGGAUGAUCUGUGCUAGACUGCACAGUUCUCUGUGUGCUACUGCUCAAGUCCUGUAUGCAUCGUUUAUCACUGGACGGGGUAAAGACCUUAAGGACUGUGAUCGACUUCUCUCACAUCUCUUCAGAAGCCUCUAAGCAGAUCCAGUCCUCGGAUAGAAAGCCACUUGCUGAGAGCCAAGAAUUACAAAUGAAGGAUUCGGAAAUAAUCUUAAGUAGCAGGGUACCAGAGCACAUCGGUCAUUAUUGAUAUCGUAUAUCACUUUAUCAUAGUGUCCGUCACUACAUGUCACAAAACGGUUUAACGUGAAGAAAAAAAAUGCAGUAUGACCAUAAAGUACUCUACAAGCUGUGUUAUUAACAUCGUGACUGCUGUCAUUCAGGCACAAUUUGUCUUCAUUAUCACAACAGAGUACAUUUAUGUGCACACGACACUGGUGAUGGCUACACAAAUCUCAGUUUUAUUUUUUCUCAACAAUUUCACCUCUGAAUAUGUAUUGCUGUAAACCAAUAAUCACUAUUAUCCGGGCUUCUCUGUAAGAGUUUCUCCCUAAUUUUUGAUAAUUUUACAAGACAAAAUGAGAUUAUUGGCCAAAUCAGAUAUAUACUAACCUUGUGUGUGCACCUAUUUGCACUAGUUUUUGUUUCACAGUGUCACCAUAUAUUUGGCCAUGUUCGUGUUUGCACAGUUCCCUGCUGAUGUAGUUACAAGUGGUAGACCAGGAUCUGGGUGGAGAACCAUAAAAGACCCACGCUAGAACAUGCACACCACAACAAAGAAGGAAAAACAAAAACAAAAAACAUAAAUUCCUAGUCCUCACUUCUCCCCUCAUGUGUUCCUCUCACUUUUCUGGGGGGGCUUUAUAUUUUCUAUGUGUACAUAAAGCAAUUCAAAAUCUAUAGUUUUGUACAUGUAAUUUUUAUGGUGUGUGGAUAUUUUCUAAUAAAAGGAAACAAAAUGAAUUA